AACUUCAGUUGGUACCUACACUCAAGCAGUCUCGCUUACGCCGGCUUCUUCAGCCAGGUUGUACGGGCGAUGAUGGUGUGCUGUGACUACGCAAAGUUGCAAGAACCAACUGGAUGGGGUCAACUGCUCUCCGAGUCCAUUGGCUUCCAAGCCAUGGCCGGUGUCUUCAUGCCUGCCUCGUUUGUCGUCUUCACCGACUGGCAGAGGUGGCGGAACGGAGAAUUUAAGUUUGUAUGGAGCAAACCAUUUCACCUUGCUCCAGAAAAACGCGUUGGAAGUGCCACGGUGUUGCGAACCCUCUCGUUCUGGCGACUUUCAGGACACGCCGCUAAGAUAGCAUUUUGGACUGCAGUGCACAAAUACCUCCUUUGUUCCAUCGACAUCAUCGGCGUGGUUAUAGGGCCCACCCAACGAAUACUCACAGACCAUGGAACACCGAUGGACUGGGUCAUCAUCUGCUUCACCUGUUACACCUUCCUUGUGCGCUUCACCCUCUUCUACGUCAUAUUCUAUGAAUUGUCGCGGUUAGUCGGCGACUUUCAGCAAUUCCUGCUGUCGCCGGCCUUCAGCCCGAACACUCUUGAGCUUGUCAGAGGUGAUCCGCUGGCAGCUAAGUUCUGGAAGCAGGCGUCUCUCGUUGAACGAUGGAUCAGAGUCGAGGUCACGGUAGAGUGCUUAAUGCCUGAGGGCCCUUGCUGCACGAUGAUUGCUUUCACUUCCUCGGAAAUUUGGAGAUUCUUCGACACUGGUCUGUACAAUGUUUUGAAACACUACAUUUACAUUCCAUGGAUGGAGGUGGUGACGAUGGUAACUUACGGGAAUAAGGAUAAUCUGAGAGGACAGACAAGCCCGGUGGUGCAGAACAUCGCCGCUGUGUUCGGCGCCGUCUUCACCUUCCUCUUUGUCCUCACCUUCCACGGUUGGAACAAAGGAAAUUAUGUCUGGGUUACGAUAAGCUUUGUCCUGUGGAUGAUUGAACGAUUUGUGGCAAAGGCGAACCGAACGUACGCCCUUAGUGACAACCUGUCAAAGCGGCUGGGUGCGGCCUGGGAACAGCGAAUCCGCUGCGCGGCGUGCUCUGGACUUCAGAUGAUAAAUCUCCUGAGUUUCUCUUUCUUUGUAACAAGUUACGAUUCUGCUUGGUUUUUGGUCGAUUCGACUCCUGCCCGUCCUUGUAAGUUAUCAAAUUUGGGAAAAUUUUUAUCACUUAAUUUAUCGUCUGUCAUUUCGUUUUAUUAA
Molecule: messenger RNA, 1239 nt
Organism: Mesocestoides corti
Lineage: Eukaryota; Metazoa; Platyhelminthes; Cestoda; Cyclophyllidea; Mesocestoididae
Source: the annotation of a GenBank genome assembly